Molecule: messenger RNA, 2999 nt
Organism: Doryrhamphus excisus (bluestripe pipefish)
Lineage: Eukaryota; Metazoa; Chordata; Actinopteri; Syngnathiformes; Syngnathidae
Source: RefSeq, a predicted model, not a curated record
GCAUUGUGGUAAGCUAGGUGCCGUUUGCUAGCUUGGAAGAGGCAGCUUGUGUUGUCAUAACACCACGUGAAGCUAAGUACUGAUGACAGGACGUUUUUAGUUAUUCGUACACCUCACGGUUCUAAUGCGGAAUAUCAGACAUGCUUUUAGCCGUGUAUUUUGUUUUAUUCUGGAGUUUAGGGGCUAGCUUUUCAGAAGUCGACCAAUCAUGUUAAGUUGGGUUAUCUAUCAAGGUGUCCAGCGGGACGGUUGAGCGCUGCUAAAUAGGGGAUUUAGUGGAGGAUUUCACUAAUAUAAUUAUACUACAUGUUUGUCUCGGGCUAUUUCUGUGAGCUGUAGUGACCAUUUGACCCCAAAUCUCUGUGUUAGUUCUAAUAUUAGUUAUAAAAUGAAAAAUGAGUGAUGCACUGUGCUGAAUGACCUGAACGAUUGCAACUUCCUGGCUUGUCCUCAUUAGGGUCAUGGAUGGGCUGGAGCCUAUCCCAGCUGACUUUGGCAGCCAGUGGUUGCUUUCACGCUGGGAUUUCAUUGUUGCCGCACAGAGGCGGUGUCGAAUCAGGAGCGGACUGCUAUUGUGAGAAAAUGAGUACCAUUCCCCUGUCACGCUCUGAGGUGUUUGGGGAGCUGAGAAAGGAGCUGCUUGACGAUCAAGAGUUCCGACAUUCCGAUGCUCAUAUAUUUAUCAUCAUGGGGGCUUCGGGAGAUCUGGCCAAAAAGAAAAUCUACCCAACUCUGUGGUGGCUGUUCAGAGACGGCCUCCUCCCAGAGAAGACCUUUUUCAUUGGCUUUGCUCGCUCUGACCUGACUGUUGAUGCAAUUCGGACUUCCUGCAUGCCAUAUCUUAAGGUGGCAGACACCGAAGCAGAUCGGUUGUCAGUCUUCUUCAGCAGGAACUCGUACAUAAGUGGAAAAUAUGGAGAUGAAGAUUCCUUCUCCAACCUGAACAAACACAUUCUGACUCUGCCCGGAGGACCCGAGGCAAACCGUCUCUUCUACCUGGCCCUGCCACCCACUGUCUACCACAGUGUCACCAAGAACAUAAAGCACCAGUGCAUGAGUGAAAAAGGCUGGACCAGAGUGAUUGUAGAGAAGCCAUUUGGACGGGACCUUCAGAGCUCCGAGGAGCUGUCUGCUCACCUCUCUUCCCUCUUCACUGAAGACCAGAUCUAUCGUAUUGAUCACUACCUUGGCAAAGAAAUGGUGCAGAACCUUAUGGUGCUCAGGUUUGGAAACCGCAUUUUUGGACCAAUCUGGAACAGGGACAGCGUGGCAUGUGUGGUCCUCACAUUUAAAGAACCCUUUGGCACUCAGGGAAGAGGAGGAUACUUUGAUGACUUUGGAAUCAUCCGAGAUGUCAUGCAGAACCAUUUGCUCCAGCUGCUGUGUCUGGUUGCCAUGGAGAAACCGGCCUCCACCAGCUCUGAUGAUGUCAGGGAUGAAAAGGUCAAAGUGCUGAAAUGCAUCAAUCCAGUGUUAAUGUCAGAUGUGGUGCUGGGUCAGUAUGUGGGAGACCCAGAGGGCGAAGGAGAUGCCAAAUCAGGCUACCUUGAUGAUCCUACGGUUCCUAAAGGAUCUACUCAGUCUACAUUUGCUACGGCUGUGCUCUACGUGCACAAUGAGCGCUGGGAUGGCGUUCCUUUCAUCCUUCGCUGCGGAAAAGCUCUAAACGAGAGGAAGGCCGAGGUGCGGCUGCAAUUCACAGACGUCCCGGGGGACAUUUUUGGAAAUCAGUGUCACCGUAAUGAGCUGGUGGUUCGUGUACAACCCAACGAAGCCGUUUAUGCCAAGAUGAUGAGCAAGAAACCCGGUGUGUACUUCUGCCCCGAGGAAACCGAGCUGGACCUCACCUACAAGAGCAGAUAUAAGGAUGUGAAGCUUCCAGACGCUUAUGAACGGCUCAUUUUGGAUGUCUUCUGUGGGAGUCAGAUGCACUUUGUACGCAGUGAUGAACUAAAGGAAGCCUGGAGGAUCUUCACACCUCUCCUUCACCAGAUAGACAGAGAGAAGCCUCAACCUAUUCCUUACAAAUAUGGAAGUCGGGGCCCAGCAGAAGCAGAUGACCUUGUAAAGAGGGUUGGAUUCCGCUAUGAAGGCACUUACAAAUGGGUGAACCCCAACAAGCUUUGAGUUGUAGUGAGCCGAGGGAGCGAUAUAUAUAGGUAGGUAGAAUGGUUGGUGGGGUGCAGCAGGGUGAGCCACGUGAACUGUUUGGCUCCUGUGAUUUUUUUUCUCAGGUAAAGAGGUUAUUUCUCUGCGUUACAUCAUCCGAUGUUCAAAAGACUGUCAAAUUCAACCAAGCUGAGUCUAUCCCACUAUGUGGUUGCUUAUAAUUUUUUAUAUUUAAUUAAUUUGUGGGACCCUGUCAGUUUUCAUUAGAGAAAAUUAAUCGAAUAAUAUUUUCUGGCAAAAAAUGUUUAACGAAGCUUCACAUGCUCAUGUGAUUGCCGGUUUUGUGGCACUCAGCAGAGGCAAAUGCUGUACCAAAGAUGGUAAGUGAACACAGCAGUGAUUAACACAAGAUUGAUUGUACACAACCAAACAUUACUAUUGUGAUUGUAAUACCCCGAGGCUUUGACUGUAAUGUAUUGAACAUAAUUAGUGGAGCUUGCUUACUUUUUUUUUUUUUUUGCCUUCCCUUUGCGGGACCAACAAUAUUGUAGCUGUUGUAAAUAAACAGACACUUUAGUAUAUGAAGGAUAAGGCAGGCAGUUGCUUUUCAUAGCAUUUGUAUUGGAAUAUAGUCUUAAGUGUCCUCAAGGAUGUGAAAACGGGCACUGUCUCUUUAUGUGACCUUCCUCUGUUGUUGUUGACAUUGUCACAGGCUUACUAUUCAAGUUGCUGGAAUUCAUUCCAUAUUUGAGAAAUAGAAACACAUAGCAGGUCUAAACAUGUCGGCACUGAAUGUCUUUGCAAUGACCAAUUGUAUGAUGUUGUUACCCGUAUAUGUUCACGUAACGCUAGCAAUACUACUCGCAUAUAAUAAACCACUUACACUUCUU